AUGAAGCAAGGAGUGAGACGACUUCUUGUCCCAAAGACCAAAGGUUGGAAGCGUGUAAGCAAGAGAUUCUCGAUGUUCUACAACGGAAGAUGGCUGAAGAGCCUUGAAACACCCAACAGCAGUAGCAAUACACUGACCAUGAAUGCAUCAAACCUCCCUUCAUCUUCCUCCCCACCAACUAUUCCCACCGACAAAUUCUGCUGCCUAUCAAGAGAAGAUGUCAUCCGCUUCCUCAUCGGCUGCCUCGGUGCUCUAGCUCCAAUCCCUCUCUCCUCCAUAUCCUCAUUGGGAGCCAUCAACCCUAACUAUAGUGUUGUUGACUCCUCCCUUCCUGCCAUUGAAGCAACCCAAAUGUCCCCUGACGACCCCAGCGCAGUAGCUGUCGUGGAGCCCGGGUCAUCGGAUGGACGGCAUAAGAUAAUUGGCGAGAUAUCGGCUUCCAGGUUGUGGAAGUGUGAUUACUUGGGAGCAGCGUGGGCUCUAGCGAAUCUCUCUGCUGGACAGUUUGUAAUGGGGGUGGAGGAUAACCAUCAUACUCCAAGAUCGUCUUUACCUGAUUUCUCGGUUGAUUUGAGUAGUAAUGGUGGUGGGGGAUCGAUGAGGGCUAGGAAGUUCAGUAGUAGGAGCGUUGGGUUUAAUGCUGCAAACACGAGCUUUGGAGCUGGUAGGAGCAUGUAUAGGGGAAGAAGUGCCCCUCUGACCUGCAAAGUGAAGAGUUCUUUAGCAGCAGUUAUGGCUCAGAUGUUGUCCCACAGGGUGACUCAUGUGUGGGUGACUGAAGAUGAUACGGAGGAUGUUUUGGUUGGGGUGGUUGGUUACGCCGAUAUUUUGGCUACUGUCACGAAACAUCCUGCUAAUGCUGUCUUGUCCGGAAGUUGA
Linum trigynum is the source of this 879-nucleotide messenger RNA. NCBI's taxonomy places the organism in Eukaryota, Viridiplantae, Streptophyta, Magnoliopsida, Malpighiales, Linaceae. The record is from the annotation of a GenBank genome assembly.